This is a messenger RNA of Cornus florida, 1768 nucleotides long. Its product is annotated as protein FEZ-like. Gene Ontology annotation, biological process: regulation of DNA-templated transcription. Bases 351 to 1538 code for a protein of 395 amino acids. The transcript is spliced from 3 exons. The record is from RefSeq and is a predicted model, not a curated record. Gene Ontology annotation, molecular function: DNA binding. NCBI's taxonomy places the organism in Eukaryota, Viridiplantae, Streptophyta, Magnoliopsida, Cornales, Cornaceae.
CUCUCUGUCACUGAAGCUUCUUCUGAGGCAGACUUCUCCUCACAAAGCACGUAAUGAAUUUGAACCAAGUGAUUUUACUGUGAAGUUCGCCUCUUUGAGUUGAUGCCAUUGAAUUUCUUCGCGGCUUAAGCUGUUUCAUUGUAGCAUUAAUAGUUUUCUAGAUUUUCACCAGGGGGUUUAGUUUGGUUUUCCUAAAGCUUCUUGUUUUUAGUAUAAAACUGGCUUUAGUUUCAGAUUGACCAUAACACAUACUUCUGAAGUUCAGUUCAAAUAAUUUUCAGUGUAUUUCACACCUCCGCGCCUUUCUAAAGUUUGGUUUGUAAGGGGAGGUUUAGAGGAAGGAAGAGAACAUGAAUGAGAAGAAUGAUGCUGAGAAGCUUGAUGACUUUAUGUUGCCAGGAUUUCGAUUUCAUCCUACAGACCAGGAGCUUGUUGGGUUCUACCUGAAGAGGAAGAUUCAACAAAAAUCUCUUCCCAUUGAGCUGAUUAAGCAAGUGGAUAUCUACAAAUACGAUCCAUGGGAUCUUCCAAAGCUGGUGUCCACCGGGGAGAAGGAGUGGUAUUUCUACUGCCCAAGGGACCGUAAAUACAGAAACAGUGCACGGCCAAACCGUGUCACAGGAGCUGGGUUCUGGAAAGCCACAGGAACGGACCGGCCAAUAUAUUCCUCUGAUGGCGCCAAGUGCAUCGGUUUGAAGAAAUCCCUAGUGUUCUACAGAGGCAGAGCUGCCAAAGGGAUCAAAACUGACUGGAUGAUGCACGAGUUCCGACUACCUUCUAUCUCUGAUUCAGCACCACCCAAGAAGCUCUUAGAUAAAAGCUUUUCAGCAAAUGAUUCAUGGGCAAUUUGUAGAAUAUUCAAGAAAGCUAACGCCAUGGCACAGAGAGCUCUAUCUCAUUCUUGGGUAUCUCCACAAGAAGCCACAACAUCCGAUAUAUAUACCCAAAGUGCAUACUCUGCUCAAUUUAGUUCAGAAAACAUUUCUUGCACAACUGAAACCGGAUCAUCCAUGCAGUUAUGCUCCAAUAAUGACCUACAGCAGGCAUCUAGUGCUAGUUUUUCUGUUCUAGAUAUCCCCUCGUGCAGACCCAUGAAUCCAACAAUUUGUAGACCGUCCCUUUUUCCUAUUCCAGAUGGAGAUUUUCCCAAUGGAUUCAUAUUUUCACCUCUUGAAAGGUGUACAGUUGAUGCCUCUUCUAUGCUUUUCAACCUGUCCCCUGCCUUAAUGGGGGAUGUUAAUAAAACCCCCAAUAGUAUUAACUUUGAGGGACCACAACAGCACUUCAACAGUUCCUCAAUCAGGUCACUUCAAGAUAUGCAAGGGAGUUUAGGCAUUGGAGAGGACGAGAGCUUAAGGAAGAAGAAUCCUAGUGAAACCCAUGCUAAUGAUCAGUGGGGAAAUGUCCAAUCAAUUGGAUUUCCUUUCAGUUUGCCUUCAAGUCAGCCAGAUGCAUGGAAACCUAAUAUGGAAUGGGAUUCUCCCCCUUGUCCUAGUGAGACAUCUGCUGCUUAUUCGACGAACAAAUGUUAUACUUGAACUGAUAUGUAGGCAAAGUGCUUCAAUUUUAGCUUUGGGUUGAGUAAGUUGGAGCUCAUAUUAGUAUAAAAUGUUAUGUUCAGUCUUUUAGAUUGUUUUUUUUUUUUUUUUUUUUUUUUUUUUUCAUGGAAGGCCUGUUUAGAAUUUUAAUGUACAGUUCUUAUAUAUUCCCAAUUGCGUGAUUUGCUAAAUACUACUAUAUUUUCCUUCUUUCUUUGGGUUUCCACCCC